UGUCUUACACCACUAUGUGAUAAACAAAUCAAACAAAUUGACCUAAACAAGCUGAUUGCAUGCUAAAGCAAAAUUUUUUUGAUAACGUGUUAACGCGUAGUUGAUGUGAAGCAAGGGUUUCAUUAAAGUUUGAGAAAAGCUAUUUCAAAUUGGCGAGCAUAAGGGUAACGAUGAUGGCAACUCCAAAUCAAGAAAACCAAACUGUUCAAUACCCUGGGUUGAAUGUCAAAAUUGAAGAAAAAUUAAUGGUCCUUCAGUUGAACGCCCCUAAGCGAAAAAAUGCCUUAACGCCUUCAAUGUAUGCAGGGAUUACCAGUGCCCUCCAAGAAGCUGAAAAAAGCCCACAUAUAUCAAUUGUUGCCAUUACCGGAACAGGAGAUUUUUAUUCCAGUGGUAAUGAUUUUGGAGUGCUUCUGGGCAAAGUCUCUGAUCUCUCAUCAACAGAGGCAGAUGCUCAAAAAGGGCUAACUAUGGUGCAAAAUUUUGUGGACACUCUGAUUGAUUUCCCCAAGCCAAUUGUUGCUGUCCUCAAUGGUCCUGCUGUUGGAAUUGCUGUCACAACGCUUGCCUUGAUGGAUGCUGUAUAUGCCAGUGAAAAGGUGUGGUUACAUACACCAUUUACUCAGCUCGGUCUCUGUCCAGAAGGUUGCUCCUCUCUCACUUUCCCCCGCAUUAUGGGAUCAUUAAAGGCGUCAGAAGUACUAUUAUUCGGCCAAAAAAUGACAGCCGUCGAAGCUGAAAAAACCGGUUUGAUCACGAAAGUUUUUCCUGCUGCUGAAGCAGAAGCAAUAAUAUGGUCGAAGCUAAAAGAAAUUUCUCAGCUUCCGUCCAAGUCCAUGAUACACGGGAAGCAACUUUGCCGUAACAUUGAUCGCGAGCUACUUCACAAAGUCAAUGCGGCGGAAUGUGCAAAAUUAGCUGAAUGUCAAAAUUCUGAAGAAACAAUGGAGGCUAUGUUAAGAUGGUUCACGCGCCGGUCGAAACUAUAAAAAACCAGGCAAUGCUACAAAAAAUAAAUCCAUAGUUAGACCGAUGGAAGGUGGAAUACAGUCCGUGGGUUUUUGUGUAAUCUUAAAGAUAUAUACGGUAUCAAGGGAUGA
Daphnia carinata is the source of this 1100-nucleotide messenger RNA. RefSeq names its product enoyl-CoA delta isomerase 2-like. Bases 171 to 989 code for a protein of 272 amino acids. The record is from RefSeq and is a predicted model, not a curated record. The transcript is spliced from 5 exons. NCBI's taxonomy places the organism in Eukaryota, Metazoa, Arthropoda, Branchiopoda, Diplostraca, Daphniidae.